AUGUUUUCAUGUUUAUCAGAAUUCCUAGGUGAUAAUGAUGUGGAUAUUAAUAUGAUAAAAGAAAUUAUAACUGCUCAUCUAAGAAGUUUACAAACAAACUUUAAUGCACGGUUUGAAGAUUUCCCAGAAGAAAGUCUAGGUUGGAUAAGAAAUCCAUUUCAUUUUAAUAUCAAUGAAAUAAAAUUAGGAAAUUUAAAAAUAAGCGAAGAACUAAUUGACUCAUCAUCAGAUGAAAAUCUACGUAUCAGAUUUCAAGAAAAUGCAUGUGAUACAUUUUGGAUUUCCAUCAAAUUUGAAUAUCCAGAAUUAUCAAAACAAGCCAUAUCAAUUUUACUUCCUUUUGCAUCAACUUAUUUAUGCGAAACAGCAUUUUCAACACUAACGAUAAUUAAAAACAAAUAUCGCUCCAGAUUAAAUGUUGAAGCUGAUUUAAGAAUAGCAGUGUCAAAUAUCAAACCAAACAUAGAAUCAAUCAUGUCUACAAUGCAAGCUCAGGUCUCUCAUUAAAAUAAUUAAAUAGUAAUUUUAUAAUUUUAAAAAUAUUAAAAUUUUGAUUAUCAUUAUAAUAAUACAUUUUUUAAUUUUAGAUUUUAUAAAACUCUAA
Molecule: messenger RNA, 604 nt
Organism: Cinara cedri
Lineage: Eukaryota; Metazoa; Arthropoda; Insecta; Hemiptera; Aphididae
Source: the annotation of a GenBank genome assembly